Messenger RNA from Neoarthrinium moseri, 1500 nucleotides. RefSeq lists its product as uncharacterized. Lineage: Eukaryota; Fungi; Ascomycota; Sordariomycetes; Amphisphaeriales; Apiosporaceae. Bases 1 to 1500 code for a protein of 499 amino acids. The record is from RefSeq and is a predicted model, not a curated record. The transcript has 2 exons.
AUGCCUCCCGCCAAAGAUGCUACAAGUCAACUCGCUGGAACGAACGAGCCUUUUCGCAAGGCGGCGUCAACUGUCAUAGUCACGUUCGAGGUGGCAGCCGAUGCACGAGACCCUGGCCGCGAGGAUGAUGACGAGUACGACAACCGUGAAUUCCACCGGCAGAAACUGCGCAUGGGCUUCAAGGCUUGCUACGAACCACCCAUCGUUACCUUGAGGUUCAACGUUGGCAUCUUUGGCUAUGGCGAAGAUAAGAAGAAAGAGAAGACAACAUUAUACUUUGACGUUCCUCGACACCACAUCUCAUCGCUUGAAUCGACCCACCAUGUCGACGUCGCCACCGUCCCAGAACUUAGCCAAGAUGAUAUUGCCAAGCUUGCAGGUGGUAUUACACGUCUUCGUUUCCACCUCACACGCCCUGGCAACCUCAUCCAGCCUAGUAGAGAGCUCUCCCUCAAACCUGCCUCGCAACACACUCUCGCGUCUAUGACUUUGUUAGCCAAAACCCUCGAUUUUGUACUUCUCAUGCCACACACCACAUUAUCCAAACAACAGCUUCAAUGCCUUCAGCAAGCCGUCACAUCACCCAUCACUUUCCACGAUCAGCUGCAGCAGGAUAAGGAACAUGACUUCUGGCUGGCGGCUUUGUAUGGCGGCGCCGGCGGCAGGCUGCUCAACACUCGCGCUACCGCUGCUAGCCCACCACCAAACAAGAUUGACGACGUAAGCACGGCUUCCGAGUCAGGCGACUCUACCGUUGCUACGGCUACUCCACCAGCGUACCGCAGGUCAGCGGCACCUAGCGAUCACGGUGUUGAUGCUGUUGGCGAAACCAACGGCUUGAUCACGGCGUCUGAUUUUGCGGACGAGAUCACCGCAGCCGGUCCACCCCCUUAUGACUCGUUGGCGUCUGGGGACAAAACCUCUGCUCCAGCAGCUGAUAUGACAAAGAAGCAGGUGAGAAAACGUCUCCAGGAUAGCGUCAAAUUCGACACCAGAAAUUCCCGUAGGCGCCUAGGCAGUGAACCUUUGUUUGCGGGCGGUAAGCACUUGCACGCCGGGGACAUCGCCGGGACCUCGACAUUGGAAGAUGGUAAAGAGGCUGGCAUAUAUCUGCCAUAUCCUAGCGCACUCAUACUGGAAAAACUGGACGAAGUGCUGAGGAGAGCUCAGUACCUUGAGAAGGAGAAUGGGCUACUCAAGGCUGAAAUAUCUGCAAUGCGCGAGGGCCAAGACCAAAUGAAAGCUGAGCUAAAGGAGAUGGCUGAUCGAGACUACGACCGCUCCAAGAGAACUAAAGACUUAGAGAACGAGGAUGCAAACCUCGAAGAUCACAUUACGCAUCUGAGGCAGUGUCACGACGAUAUCGAGGAACGCCAAGCAGAACUCGAGGAUCGUCAAGGGAGGAUAGAGGAAAAGUGUGAUAAUAUUGAGCUCGAGAUCGUCGAUCAAGUUCACACUGCAUUAAGGGAAAGGCUUAUAAGUGCCCUAGAAACAAUAUGA